AUGGAAGGACAAUUAAAUACUUUAAAGCUCUAUAGAGAUCCCAGCAUGGUUGAUACGCGUAAUGCAACUGUAGUAUUCAUUCGACUGAUAUUUUUACGAAUAGGUAAUAUCGACACAUUAAAUGAAAAAUAUGAGGCCGAAGCAUAUGUGGAAGCCACGUGGUUUGAUAAAAGCUUUCACCCAGAAGUGCAGGGGUCAGCAAUUGACUAUAACCCGAAAGUACAUUGGAAUCCUGAAUUAGUGAUCGAUAAUAAUGUUGGUGAACUAAAACAAGAAAUAUUUUAUACAGUUAUCCAACAUCCUGAGGAACAAUCAUCAGAAAUAUGUGAACAUCGUACAAUGAAAGGUACUUUUUGGGAGAAAUUGGAGUUGCAGCAUUUUCCUGUUGAUGUACAAGAUUUAUCAAUAAGUAUAACGACAAAACACUCAUCGUCAGAAGUUGUACUAAAACAAGACGAGUCGCGCUUGUCUAGUAUCAAUCGUCUGGCAUUUGGUGGUCAACAAUCGUGGAAACUGUAUGAACAUAUAGAAACAACCAGCAGUUAUCUAAUUGACGAUUAUAUAUAUUCGAAUAAAGUGCAUCCUGUAUUUAACGUUACAUGCAGAGCAGGUCGUUGUCCAGGAUACUACGGUUGGAACGGUUUCUUUCUGAUGUUUCUGAUAACAUUAUUUGCAUUCCCCAUCUUUUCCAUUCUUCCAAGGUAAAUAGCUCUUAGUAAACAGGAUGGAUAACCUUCAUGUUAUUAUAGCUAAAGUGAACGCUAUACGCAUGGUUUUUUAUUUAGCAAACCUGAAAAUCGCUUGCAAACCACCGUUACGGUUCUACUGGCAGCUGUUACUUUUCGCUGGGUCGUCAAUCGAUCACUACCGGUAAGGUGUUCGUCAUAUAACAGGCGAGGUAAACGUUCUGAAUGAAAAAUAAUUGAGAAAACGGUAGCUUUGAACAUUUUGCAUUUCGUUAAAUAAUAAACGUCGAGGUUUUAUUGUUUUAAACAGCAGUUGUAGUAAUACACUUUAGAUAUUGUUUACUCUACUUAUGACUGAUGAUGCACUGACAAAAUAUUCAAAAACUACCCAUGUCUAGAAAUAUUCGUUCAACCUACAAAAAUCUGUCAGUCUAAACUUCGUGAUUGUCAGGAAUACUUUCUUAUCCGAUAUUUUCCCACAAACUAAGAAUUCUCGUCUAAUACUUAACGUGUAAAUGCAUCACCAAAGGCAGCAAGUUAAUGAGAUUAGCUUUUAUAUUGCUUUGUAAAAAUUAUGUCGACAUCAAAGAAGGAGUCAGAAUCAAAUUAAAAGAAACUCACUGUCGGAUUCCUCGAGGAAUUAUAUACCUGACAUCCUAUUUCCAUCUAAUUUGGUUCAGCGCGGAGCCAGCAUACAUAAGAAAUAUGGAGCUGGAGCAUGGAGAAAUACGGUCAACAUUUAUGCGAAGCUUUUUCAUGACCCCCGUAUAUUAUCGUCAUAAAAUCAUAUAGCGUUUUUGUUUUUUAUGUUAUUUAGACUAUUCGCUAUCUAACGUUAUUAGACAAAUAUUCACUUGUUUCAAUUGUCUUUUUGGUCUUUAUUUGCUUCUAUCAUGCAGUAAUUGCUGUUAUUCCGUUUCAAAUCCCCAAAGAGCGUGUUGAAGUUGAUGGGAUCAUUUGUAUCAUAUUUUUCAAUAUAUUCGUUGUAAUUCAUAUAUUAUUUGCUGCAUGGUUACACAUUUUUGUCUACAAACGUCGAAGAGAAAUGAGAAAAAAAGAUGAAGAGUACAUUAAAUUAUUCAAACGUAAUGCAGAUGCAAAGAGUAGCGUUGUUAUUAAACUCAAUCAGAGUGGUGAGCGACAACCGUUGCUCAAACUGCCAAUGCGAAAAGAAUAAACGCACAAAAAACCUGUUUAUAUCGUUGGCCACAACUGAUACAAUAAAAAUCAUCGGUACGGAUAUUAUGUGAUGAAAUUAAGGAACAGGGAGAGUUUCCAAACGACUACUUUUUAGCAGGGACCGAGAGAUUGUAGCAAAACAUUACAUAAUCAUUGAAUCUUCUCGCUAUGUGAUUUGUAGUCUUAACAUGUGAAAAAAAGUCGGAGUUAAAAGGCUUGUGUUACUUAUAAACAAUAUUCUCUUCUCAAUCACGCUUAAAAACUAACAAAAUGUAUCUAAUCUUAUUAGACAAAUUCACUUGUUUCAAUUGUAGCUUUAAUGUUUAUUUGCUUAUAUCCUGCCGUAAUGCCUGUUGUUUUGCUUUUAAAUCUUCGAUACGCGUGUUCAUACUGAUCGGCAUCAUAGUGGGCAAUUUUGGCUAGAGCAGGCGGACAUGUGCUAUUAAUUCAAUAAUAACUUUUGAUAGAAAAGAGCUAGAGAGCUCCGAUUUUUGCCAUUCGAAAGAGGAGAUUUAGAGAUAUGUUUUCAUAACCAAAAUUAUUUUCAGAAGAGUUUUUUGAAACAGGUUUUCUAGGCAAUCUUCGGAAAACUAGGCCGUCUGUAAAAAUUUUCCGAUAGGAUUGUAUUGCUUUCUUUUAGUGGACUGAUAGUCCGGGGUGUUCUCUUCAAAUAGGAGCGAAGUGAGACCUUGAUUUUCCGCGGUUCAGGCGUUGUAUCGGAUCUCCUACGAGUCCCAGAACUGGCGCUCGGUGGCUAUUGGUAGCCUUGAAGGAAUAUGGGUAAUCGACAGUGCUGAGCCUCGUGGCAAUAUUUGUGUUUAGAAAAAAUUUUAAAAAACUACCGAAAAGCCAGUUGUGCGAAAGUUAUUGCUUUCAGGCUGUUUUCAUCUAAUAUUAAAAAAUUCACUAUUCACUCAAAAAACAUCAGAACUAGUUCAGAAGUUCAGACGGCCGAGUAUUUAAGCUAUUCUAUAUACUCUUUAUAGGAGAUCUCAAAAGAAACGUUACAAAACCACAAGGUUUUCCAAGAGGGUUUCUGGAAAAUCCAAGAACAAAAAUAUGCCUUUCUGAUUUUUCGAUCGUAUAAUCACGUUUAGCGAAGGAAAUUAACCAUAUCUUGACAUUUUGAACUCGUUCUGAUGAUUAUGGAGUGAUUAAUGAAUUUUUCAUAUUACGUGAAAACAGCCUGAAAAUGCUAGUUUUCGUAAAACUCGUUUUUCGGUAGAUCUUUAGAACUUUUUCUAAAAGCAAAUAUUGCCACGAGGUUCAGCAUGAUCGAUUGUCUAUAGUCCAUCCAUUCUCAAGGCUACCAAUAGUCACCGGGUGUCAGUCCUGUAACUCCCAAGACCAUGGUUUUUCGGAAAAUCUCCAGCACAAUGCAGAAUUACUGACGCGAAUUGGCGCCAUUGUCAAUGGUAGAGCACACAUAGAGGAGUAUUUGGCGAAAGGUUGAGCUCGAUUAGACUUUAGCUGUUUGUAGUGUUUACAAAAUAUGGUAUGGCGAAUUUUCCGAAAUAUUUUUAGCAUAGAAAAUUUAAAAAAGUUUUCUGGAAAAAUCAAUGUUAUAUAAGAUUCGAUGCAGCUUGGCGAGCUAAUUCUGAGUAUCACGUUGGUUUUGCGCUAAAAUGUUAUAUUAGUCGCAAAAAAGGCAUUUGGUGUCAAAAACUAUGGUUUGUUGGAAAACCUCUAGCCCAAUUCAGAAUCACUGGCGCUAAUUGGCGCUGUGGUCGAUGAUAGAGCACACAUAGAGGAAUAUUUGGCGAGAGAUUGAGCUCGACUGGACUUUAGCUGUUUGUAGCGUUUACAAAAUACAGAAUGAUGCAUUUCAUGAUGCGCCAUGAACUUCAAUAAUAGUUUUAAAAACCAAAGUACUUUAUUUUUUGAAAGAUUUUCUAAAAAGCCUUGGAAAUAAGGGAGUGUUUUGUACUAAAUUCUGCUACAAAAUACGAUUAAUCAGAUACAAUAGAGUAUAUCUUGAUAUUCCGAAGCAGUUUCGAAUAACUUUCACUGAGGUAUAUGAAUUUUUUAAUUUUCGCUGAAAAUAGUGAAAAAUAGUUUAUUUCAUCUAGUGUGGGUUUUCGCUAGUUUUUCGAAGCUCUUUCAAAAACAAACAUUGCCGCGAGUCUCCUUUAUGGGUAACUUAUAGAUCAAUGAUUUCGAACAUCACAUAAUCUUAAAUAUGACUGUUAACACCAGUCUCAGGAAAACUGCUAUCAUAUCCAAACCACGGUAUAUGGAGUCAUGAGAUUUUCGGAUCUGUAUAGAGUAAUGUUUAAGUUAUAUAGCAACAUAUUAAAGUUGAAAAUCCAUUCUGCCCUCAUAAUUUGACAACAUUCCCUGUCUAAUGUUGACUAAUAUGGUACACCACCUGCAGAUGCUAUUUUGUAAGAUGUUUUUACGUCAUCCUGCAGCUAAUUAUUUUCUCUAUGCAAUGCUGAAAACCGCAAGUCUUCCAAAUGCAUUGUUCAAAAGUUAUUGAAAAAGUAGCUAUAAGAUGUAUAUGCUAGUUAUAUUCCUUUUUUAACGGACAAUAUAUGUUGGAAACAAUACUUCACUAUAUAAAUUCGCAAAACCCUCAGUCAUGCUGUUAGUUUAAAAGUAAUAACCUGUAGUAUGUUAGAUUAUGAGCCGUUUUAAAUUUUGAUGUUUAUCCAUGUAAACUUUUCUGUGCAGCAUUUAUUUUCUUUGUGAGAAAAGAUAAUUUAUUUAAGCUCAUAAUUUAUUAUCUCUGCGAUUUUCCUCGUCUAUCGACAGGGGGGAAUUAGAGAUGCAUUUUGAAAAAUAAAACGCUUAAUCUUAAAUGUUCUGCAUAGACGAUUACUGAUAUUAGAUUAUUUUAUUGCCACUUGCGGUAUGUACACUUACUAUCGCUCAUUAUGAGUUUAGUGGAAAAUCGCUCAACUUAAUGAGUUAAAUGGAAAUUAAUUCGAAGAUUUCCAUUUCUACUUUUUAUUCCAAUGGAAAGAGAGAAAGUUUUCGAAAUCGUGCAGAGCUAUUUUUCAAAAAUAGUCUGGCUUUUGAGAUAUUGGACAAUCAAUGACACUGUGUGGCUAAAUCAAAACAUCGAAACUUUUUUUUUUAUCGGACUUAAAUUUGAACUUGAAGUUUAUUUCAAGUGUAGAAAAUAAUCUUGCAGAAAAUAAUAUACACAUAGGUAAGUACAAAAAGCCGGAGGCUUGUAAAAAUGUACUACCUGUAUGGAAAAGAAUGUUUAGUAUUAAGAGAAAUCAACGUAAAUAUUGUGACCAUUAGAUAAGUAAUAAACGUUUAUCUAAAUGUAAUCAAACACUAAAAUCCAAUCAUGAAAACUAAUGAUCCGUACGUAUAUUAUCAAAUUAACAAUCUCUAAUGCGUAGAAAUGAAUUUGCAACUGGACAAAAUUGAGUCGAGAGACAUUGAAGUGCAAUAUUCUGUGCAAUUUAUGUCUGCGUAUUAUUUGAUGAAGAACACACCGAUGAUUAGUUUUCAUGUUUGAGUUUUAGUGUUUGAUUACAUUUAGAUAAACGUUUAUUACUUAUUUAAUAGUCACAAUAUUUACGCUGACUUUUCUUACCACUAAUCAUUCCUGUGUCUCACAGUGAUAUACUACAUUGUUUCAAAUAUUAAGUUUAAUAAACUUAUCGGCAAAAUACGGAACGGUUAGAAAACAAGAAAAAUCUGCAAAAAAAGUAGCAGCAGUAUCUCGGAGGCUUUUCAUAAAUAUAAUGCAGCUUGACGAAAAUAUGUUGUGGAAAGCUCGGAGACGCCUUAUUUUCCUCAGAAAUGUUUACUCUAUCUAAUUAAACUAUUAACACAAAACUACCGGCCGAAGCCAGGAUACUUGAAACGAGAACUUUGAGUUUUCCCUAAAUCCCCCUUUUGAACAUUUUGAGAAAAUUUUGUAUAUACUCAUCGGACGUAAACUGUUUUAGCUGCUCAAAGCAUUCUUUAGUAUUGUUUUAGCUGUCGUAGUUGAUGAAAAAUGUUAGAAAAAGAAACAGCUCAAAUAUUUGUCACGUACUUUAAGCAACAAUUAUCAUAAUUUAUAUAGUAGUUAGUGUAGUAAUGUACAGGAUAUAUCAUAAUUAUAGACCCCCAUAACAUGUACAUAGAAAAAUGUUUAUUUUAUUACAAUAAGGAAUGAUAUUGAUCUGCUAGUGGCACGGCUAUGUAAGACUAAUUACGUACUAUCUGAUUCCC
This is a messenger RNA of Didymodactylos carnosus, 6044 nucleotides long. The record is from the annotation of a GenBank genome assembly. NCBI's taxonomy places the organism in Eukaryota, Metazoa, Rotifera, Eurotatoria, Philodinida, Philodinidae.